CUCUGUAUUACUAUGAACAUCAAUCAUAAAGAUGGCCUAAAACUUAAUAAAAUGGAAAAGAAAUUCUUAAGGAAACAGAGUAAAGCCAGACAUGUGUUGCUGAAACAUGAAGGCAUCUUGGCAGUGUCUUAUCCCACUCAGAGCCUGGUUGUUGCCAAUGGUGGUCUUGGUAAUGGUGUGAGUAGGAAGCAACUGCUUUUGGCUUUAGAGAAAUGUGGGCCCAUGGAGGCUCUCCUGAUGCCGCCUAAUAAGCCUUAUGCAUUUGUAGUAUUCAAAACUAUCGACAAGUCCAAGAAAGCCUAUGCUACUCUCAAUGGAAAAGAAAUCAUUGAUGAUUUGGGGCAGAAGAUCAUUCUGUACUUGAAUUUUGUGGAAAAAGCACAAUGGAAAAAGUUGGGACUUCAAGCCUUACCUCCAGGCCUCUUGGUGGUAGAAGAAAAUAUUUCUUCUGAGGAUGAGAAAAUGCUUUGGGAAAGUGUUAAUUGGACAGGAGACACAGGCAAUCAGAAUUUUCAAAAAUCCUUAAAACACAGAAGAGUUAAACAUUUUGGUUAUGAAUUCCACUAUGAGAAUAACACUGUGGAUAAGGAUAAGCCCUUACCUGGGGGUCUUCCUGACAUUUGCAACAGCAUUUUGGAUAAAUGGUUGAAAGAAGGUUACAUUAAACAUAAACCUGAUCAGUUGACCAUAAAUCAGUAUGAGCCUGGACAUGGAAUUCCUGCCCAUAUUGACACACAUUCUGCCUUUGAGGAUGAGAUCAUUUCUCUCAGUUUGGGGUCAGAGAUUGUUAUGGAUUUUAAGCACCCAGAGGGUGUCACAGUACAAGUUAUGUUACCUCGUCGGAGUUUGCUGGUGAUGACAGGAGAAUCUAGAUAUCUUUGGAAUCAUGAAAUUAUACCCAGAAAAUUUGAUACUGUCCAAGCAUCUGAGCAGUUCAAAGGUGGAAUAAUCACCAGUGACAUCAGAGACUUGACUUUAAGCAAGCACGGAAUUCGAACAUCAUUUAGGUUUAGGAAAGUGAGGUGUAUGCCCUGCAAUUGUAGUUACUCCUCGGUCUGUGACGUUCUGUCUGCUACUGUUGGCUUACUUCAUAAAUGUGUGUUCCUCUUAUAUGCCUUCUAA
Cricetulus griseus (Chinese hamster) is the source of this 1122-nucleotide messenger RNA. Lineage: Eukaryota; Metazoa; Chordata; Mammalia; Rodentia; Cricetidae. The record is from RefSeq and is a predicted model, not a curated record.